AUGCAGUCGAGACACCAACACCGUGCUUUGACCUCGCUGAGUUAUGAGUGCCCUCCAUGCAAUGAUUUAGCCGCUGCUUCUAGUGGUGUUAAGGAGAUUUCUGCACUCUCAGAUGGUACCUAUUUUCCUGGUGGGGUAAGGGGAGGCGCCGGGAACGCGGCCAAUGUGCUUCGUGACCUCGUUAUCGUCUUCGCGCACGCAGGCGGCACAGAUAUAUCCAUUCUUCUUCCCAUAUCGUCCCGAGUCGAAAACAAUACAGUAACACUUCGCCCACGGAAAGCUAACGGUCUACGUGAGUAUCGGUUUGAUUUAUUGUUUCUGCAGUACAAGUAG
This is a messenger RNA of Trypanosoma grayi, 333 nucleotides long. RefSeq lists its product as hypothetical. The coding region runs from base 1 to 333 and encodes 110 amino acids. NCBI's taxonomy places the organism in Eukaryota, Euglenozoa, Kinetoplastea, Trypanosomatida, Trypanosomatidae. The transcript has a single exon. The record is from RefSeq and is a predicted model, not a curated record.